Tetrahymena thermophila SB210 is the source of this 2778-nucleotide messenger RNA. Its product is annotated as endo-1,4-beta-xylanase xylA, putative. Lineage: Eukaryota; Ciliophora; Oligohymenophorea; Hymenostomatida; Tetrahymenidae. The record is from RefSeq and is a predicted model, not a curated record. The transcript is spliced from 3 exons.
AAAAUAAUAAUAAAAUAAAACCAAACAAUAAAUUAAAGGAUUUAUUAAUUAUAAUUUCAAUAAUAAAUUGAUAUAAACAUAGUAAUAAUAAUCAAUAUACUAAUAGUUAGUGCUUUUUAAACUCUUACUAAAUACAAAUAGCAUCUUUAUAGAGAUAUUAUAUAAAAUAGAAAUACAUUUAAAGUAUUUUUUAAUUAUAAUUAUCAUUUAGAAAUAAGAAAUUCUACUACUAUUUAAUUUAAUCUAUAAUUUUAAAAUCCUUCACUAAUGGGUAGACUUGGUUAAAACUAUCGCAAUUCAAGAUCAACAUCAAAAUAAGCAAAAUAGCUGGAAAAGAGCAACAGCUCACCUAUCAAAGAAAGUAAUAAAAUCUGUUAUAUGAACAGCAAGAUUGAAAAAUAAGCAAAAAAAAAUUUAAAUGAAAUAGACUCAUAUGAAAAUCUAAUGUCAGCUAAUAAUAAUUUUUUGUAAGAUUUAUACAAUGAUUAGUCUACUAAAAAUGCAAGAAUGAGUAGCGAACUUUCAGGAUGGUAAAAUUCAGAACCAUUCCAUAAACAGGCAGAUUUUUAAGAUAGAUAAGCUAGAUUCGAUAACAAUUUUACAACUAAUAAUGAAUCAAAUAUUAUUAGUGAUAGAUAAUCUAAAAGAGCUAUAUCAGCAAACUUUAACAUUGGUCAAACUCCAUUAGUUUCGAGAAGAAAAAUUAUCAAACACCAAAAUGAUUAGUCAACUUACGGAAGUUCAUAGAAGUAAUCAAAAAAUGAUAUAUCUUCUGAAUUUUUACCUUAAGCUGCAUAAUAAACAUAAUCAUGUAAUCAAAAAAUAAAUUCGUUCUCCUCGCCUUAAGUACUUUUAAGCACCUUUAUAGGAUCAAGUUAAAAAUUUAAUUCCUCAUAAAAAUAAAAUUAAGAUUAAUAUGUUUCACCCUUUGAAAUAAACUCAAAAUAAUUUGAAUAAAAUGAUUAGUAAGCUUUUCCUUCAAAUAAUUAGUAAGGACUUUCCUAAAAUAAUUAAGAUAAUAUAUUAAAAAAUACUGUGAGUGAAUGGAAAAACUAUCUUGAUCGCUAUGAUUCAUCAUAAGACUUGUACAAUGUACACCUUAAAAAAAGAAGAACUUCAUUAAUAAACUAACACGAAGCUUAAUUAAGUGAAGAAAAAUAAAAAGAUUUUAAUGCUGAAGAAAUUGGAGAAAGUGAUAGAAAUAAUGUCUUAAAUUAAUUAUUGAGAUAAAACAAACUAAAAAAUAUCCAUAAUAAAAGCAAUAAUCUUUCUAUUGAUAUUUCUUAAAUUAGAAUAUCUGCUUCAAAUAAUCAAUCUUUUGUUGAAGAUAGCUAACAAUGCUAACAGUAGCUUUAAACUAAUAAUGGCUACUAAGUAAAUUCUUAAUAUCCUACUAACUAUAACUCAAACAACCAAAAAGAAUUAUCUUCACGCAAUACAUACAGGACCUCUAAAAGUAGCUAAGCCAAUAGGAUAUUUGGUAAAAAAAAGAAAAGCCGCAUAAUGAAUAUGUCUGCUGUCCAUUCCAAUUAAAACACAUUGAUGGAAUAUCAGAUAAAUAAUCAAUUGGGGAAAACAUAUGUAUCAAAAAAUACUCUUUUUAAUAGCUUAAUAGAAGAAAAUUAAAUAUCUUCAUCUUCACUGAUUGAAAAUUAAAACAAGGUUAAUUUAUACCAAUUGUAACCUUAAAACAUAAGCAAUUCUUCUUCCUAAACAGUUCUUAAAUAAAAAAAUAAUUAGAACACUUAACCUCAUUUAACAGAAAAUAAUCAUUAAGCUUCUCAGUUUGUUCCACUUAAUCCUAACAUUUCUUCUAAUGCUUAUCAUCCAUAAGAGUUCUUUUCAUCAAAAAAUACACUGGCCUGCAUCAUUUAAGGAAACUAAUGCACAACUCCUUAAAAUAAAUAUCUAGAAAAUUAAGAUUUAAAAAGCGUGUUUUAUUAAAUUCUAAAUAAAACAAAAGAAGAAAAGGAAGUAUUAGUAAGUAAUAAAUCAUAAAUUUUAAAGUCUGUUUCUAAUAAUUACUAGCCAAAGCGUUCAUAAAACUUCAGCUCAGCAAAUGCUGCAUAUCAUCUUGGUAAAGAAAAGAUUAAGUAAGUUAUUUAAUAAAAAAAUAACCAAAUAGCAUUAAAAUAGUAACAAAAUACACUAAAUAAUAAUACUUAAGCUUUAAAUAGUAACUAAAACUAAGUACUUGGUUAUUAAAGCAACUUCUGUAAUAAUAAUCUUAAAUAAGUAGCUAUUGAAAAUAAUUUAUUUAAAAUGAUAAGAAACAACAAAGAGUUGAUUGUAGAAGACUAGAGUACAAAAAAUAAUGAUAAAGUUGAAAAGUUUAUUCAUCUUUCAAAUACAAAAUAUCAGAAUUAAAUAAUUGUAAAAUAAAAAUAGUAAGACGAAAAUAACUCUUAACCAAAUCAUUAAAAAAUCAGAGCAAAGUCUGUUAUCAAUAAUGAGUAACCAGAAAAUUUAAAACCUUAGGAUCACCAAGCGAUAUUUAGUAAUAAAAAAUACCUAUAUGAGCAAGCAAAUAGAAUUUUAAAACCAACUGUGUAAAAUAUAUUAGCUGUUUCAAAUGAAAACAAUACUAAUAAUCAUUUUAAAACAAGUAAUAUAAAUAAUUAUCAGUAAGUUAAAUUCUUAGAAAAAUAACCAAAUAACAAUAACAACAAUAAUAAUAAUAAUUUAAGAGAAUUAAACUUGAUAGAUAAAAAAGUUGUUAGUGAAACAAAAACUUAAAGAUAUCCUAUUCACUCUAACAUUCUACCAAUAAAACUUUGA